AUGGCGUCAGUAGCGCCAAGGUGUUUCUGUAAGGACAAAAAAGAGAAAUUUAUCGAUCUCGAUACAGCAUCGUCUCUUGAAUUACAAAAAAUCGUUGAAGCACUUAGUUUUCCUGGAAAAGGUUUAUUAGCUAGUGACGAAUCGCCUACGAAUUUAAAUGAUCAAUUUGAAGAAUUUGGAAUAGAAAAUACAGAAAAUUUUCGACGAGAUUACCGACAGAUGUUAUUCUCUGCUAAUAAGUAUGAAUUAAUGAAAUACAUAAGCGGUGUUAUAUUGCAUAAUGAGACACUUUAUCAAAAAACAACCGAUGGCAUCAGUUUUGCUGAGUUUCUUCAACAGAGGAACAUCGUGCCAGGUAUAAAAGUUGAUAAAGGUUUGAUUAAUCUUUCUGGUACCAAAAAUGAGUCAACGACAGAAGGCUUGGACGAUUUAAAGGAAAGAUGUAUGCAAUACAAACGAGAAGGUUGUCACUUUACCAAGUGGAGAUGUGUUUAUUCAAUUUCAGAAACGAAACCGAGUCAAUUGCUUAUGUCGGUAAAUGCGAGCACGCUUGCAAGGUAUGCGACUAUAUGUCAAAGUGCUCGUUUGGUACCGAUUGUGGAACCAGAGAUAUUAUCUGUCGGAGAACAUAGUAUAGAAAAAGCUUUACAAAUUCACGAAGAGGUACUGUCUAUUGUAUUUAGAGCUUUAAACGAACACAGAGUUUAUCUAGAGGGUAUGAUCCUGAAACUCGCAAUGGUAUUGCCGGGUGUUAAAGAUACAAACUACACGUCGCAAAUCGUAGCCGAUUAUACUUUGAAAGCGUUACAAAGGACGGUGCCUCCGGCCGUACCAACGAUUUUAUUUUUAAGCGGUGGACAGACCGACGAAGAUCCGAUAUUAAAUUUGAACGCAAUAAAUACGUCAGAAGGGAAAAAACCAUGGACUUUGAGUUUCUGUUAUGGUCGCUACUUACAAAACGAAGCUAUGAAAAUUUGGAAAGGAAAAGUAGCGAAUGUAGAAGCAGCUCAGUCAGUAUUUCUGAAGAAAGCUAAAUUAUGCUCCGAGGCAUCACUUGGAAAAGUCAACGUACAAGACCAAUGCCAAUAAAAUAAUCAAUGAAAAAAUAUUUAAUAUUUACGGAUAAUCAAAGAUGAUUAUAUUGACGAAAAUAUAUAUUGACGAAAUUGCAAGACCAAUUAAAUUAAACGAUUGGAUGAGUGCAAUUUUAUCACUUUAUUUUUUCAACAAAAAUGUAUUAUAUUUAUCUAUUAAACAAGAAAAACAGUGAACGGUUAUCGGAAUGACCUGCCUUUUGAUAUGAAAUCUGGAAUCAUUAAUGUAAAAAAGUAGAAUAAAUAUAUUUCGU
Molecule: messenger RNA, 1348 nt
Organism: Vespa mandarinia (Asian giant hornet)
Lineage: Eukaryota; Metazoa; Arthropoda; Insecta; Hymenoptera; Vespidae
Biological process (GO): glycolytic process
Molecular function (GO): fructose-bisphosphate aldolase activity
Source: RefSeq, a predicted model, not a curated record